AUGCCAUUGACAAAAACGUCGAUUCACAAUGGCUCAUGUUCUACUGUGUCGUAUCCGGUUCACCGUUUCAUUGCCAAUCGAUAUUGCCGAUGUUCCCCAAUGAACUAUGAAAUUUCUUCAAGAGAUAAUUCUCUUAUUCCCCUCCAGACGACCUCCCCUUCUCAUCUCAUAUCAUGGCAACAUCAAUUUUACGUGUGUGUCUUCAAUUUCCUACCCUAUAAUCGUUCUUGCUUCUCUUACAUUAUACCACGACAAGCUUUACCCCAAUCCUUGCUAUCGGCACAAAAUGUUUCUGAAUGAUUACGAUAUUUGUCAUGGUGAUAAACAUCUUCCAUCAAGGCGCUGGAAAUUCUUCACACAAUCGCUUCAACUCUCUCUUCAAUAAAGGUCCAUAACACGUGACAAGUGAUUACUCCCUUUCUGCGAUUUUAUUUAUGUUACCCAAUAGACAACCGCUUCUCUUCUCUCGUUCUUUGCUGUUCUGUUUUCGUUUCGAUCGUCAUGAAUAAUUUCUCUCUAAUCUCUUUCUCCUCCCACUCUAUAACCCUAACACCGAUCACCACUUAUCGCAUCACGAUCCCCAAGUUUUAUCAACUUUGUUUUUAGUUUAUUUCAUUAUAGGGCUUUGAAUAAAUUGGGUUCUUUUUCCUCGAAUCUUAUUUUUCCACGAUUAUGGAAUUAUUGAUCUACAUUAGAUUUAGUAUUUAUAUGGAUUUUUGAGGUAAUUAGAAAUGAUGUUUGGCUGUUAGAUGUUCUAUACCUUCAUAAAAGUACAACAUCCGAAACAAUUACUAAAUCAAACAAAACUGAAGCAAUAAAUGAGAUGUAAUUCCUAAUUUUUGUUGGAGUAUGUUAACGAGAUGCGAUUACUAAAUCAAAGAAAAUUGUAGCAAUAAAUGAGAACAUUAUAAAUUUAUUUUAUCCACAUAUUCGGUGGAUAUUCAGGGUCAACUGAUGUUUCAAUAAUUGCAUUUAAUGUACAGAUUUCGUUUGCAAAACUUUCAUUUCCAUCACUGAAAGUGAAUGAAAACUAUGAAGAUUGCAUGAUAUACUAAUGUUUAUGUUUCAUUUAGUCUUGAUUUAGUUCCAAUGUCACAUUGAUGUAGUUUGUUUCGGUUAGAUGCUUUUGCAACUUCACAGGCUAAGGAUUAUACGUGAGUUCUCUCCCACAUUAACUUUCCUCCAUAUGAAAGGUCUAUUUAUGUUCAUGUUCUAAAGUAAUUCUUGAAUACACAUUAACUUUCCUCCAUAUGAAAGGUGUUUUUCUGUUCAUGUUCUAAAGUAAUGCUUGAAUACACAUUAACUUUCCUCCAUAUGAAAGUUGAUUCUUGAUUAUGAUUUAGGGUUUACAAUAAUGUUAAUGGAUGAUUUCGUUGUAUUAUCUAAAAAUCUAUUGUCCUCAAAUUUUUAGGCUUUCUUUUUUCCUUCAGGAUAAUUUCAACUGUCACUUUGAUUUCUGAACUUGCCCAAUUUUUCUUGAUGCCAUUUAUUGGCGUCAUAUAUGGUUCUCAAUUGAGGGAUAUCAUUAGAUCCCAUUUUUUAUAAAUUCAACCGUGUGGACUGGAUGUGUUGAAUACCAUUUUGCACACUUCCCUGGAUUUUUAAUCAUUGACAGUGAACGAGGGAGACUAGAUGAAAGUGAACAUUUUUUUGCUGACAGAACAUUUGAAACAGGGGAAGGUGGCUACUGAAGAUCCUACUAUGAAGGCGCUUUCAGAGAUGGAGAGUGUUGUGAGGAAAGGAAAUAGGAAGUUAAACAGAGCAAAAUCGUUGUUAGAUGUCUUUAAACAUAGAAUGCUAAAAUAAGAACAAAAUUGGAGGC
Lactuca virosa is the source of this 1822-nucleotide messenger RNA. NCBI's taxonomy places the organism in Eukaryota, Viridiplantae, Streptophyta, Magnoliopsida, Asterales, Asteraceae. The record is from the annotation of a GenBank genome assembly.